Messenger RNA from Cucumis melo (muskmelon), 767 nucleotides. RefSeq lists its product as uncharacterized. Bases 228 to 611 code for a protein of 127 amino acids. Lineage: Eukaryota; Viridiplantae; Streptophyta; Magnoliopsida; Cucurbitales; Cucurbitaceae. The transcript has 2 exons. The record is from RefSeq and is a predicted model, not a curated record.
UUUUUUUAAGGAAAGAUGAAGAAAAGAAACUUUUCAUGUAAUAUCAUUUUGUAAAUAGUUUUUUUUUUCCAGUUUAUCACUAUUCUUCUUUUAUGUAAUUCUCUUAAGAAAUUUAAUGCAAGAAUUCGUACUCCCCACUUGUUCUCUGUUUUUAAUGGAAAAAAGAUGAGGCCGUAAUUCAUUUCCACCGCCAUUCACUUCAGAUUUUCCAUAACUGUCAAUUGGCUAUGGCGAUGGUAGAUUCAAGUUUUAUCUUCAUCGGUAUCUCCGCCGUACCUCAUCCCCUUUUGAACAACAACAAAAACAAUAAUGGCAGAAAAUUCGGAAUCACUUCGGCAAAACGUACACAAGAUUCCGAUUCCACUUCAUCAACCCAACCAAAUCAAUUCAAAUUUCCAUCGCUGAGAGUAUCAAAUCCACUUCUCGCCCGAUCUGUCGUUUCGGUUCUCGGAUUAGGGUUCGUCGAUGCAGGGUAUAGCGGAGAUUGGUCUAGAAUUGGAGCGAUUACGAAGGAAACAGAAGAAUUGCUUAAGAUUGGAGCUUUCUUGGUGGUUCCGUUUUGUGUAUUUCUCGUUUUUUCUUUCUCAAAAUUUGAUUCGGAUUCUUCGUAAGUGUUUGGAUGAUGGAUUCCCCAAAAUGGUUAGAAAUAAUUUCAAUUUAAAAAUGGUAGGUGAGCUAAAGUUGUUCUUUUUGCUUAAAAGGGAGAUCUUUGAAGAACAUGUACAAAGUUCAUUUACUGAUAUGCACAUGUUUGAUGUUGGUUUCCA